Messenger RNA from Fopius arisanus, 1623 nucleotides. Its product is annotated as growth arrest-specific protein 1. Gene Ontology annotation, biological process: regulation of cell cycle. The record is from RefSeq and is a predicted model, not a curated record. The transcript has 5 exons. The coding region runs from base 259 to 1047 and encodes 262 amino acids. NCBI's taxonomy places the organism in Eukaryota, Metazoa, Arthropoda, Insecta, Hymenoptera, Braconidae.
GGAGCCGUCACAACUCAAUCUAGUAACUCCGAGGCUACCGCAACCUUCAUACCUGUUUCUCUUAACACGUUCACAACUUUUUUUUGUCGUCUUCCAAACAUAAACAAUCUAUUUUUUCUCAUCUCUUCCAGAGCAACUUCAUCUUUAUCCAUUAACAGAUCAAAUUUUAUGCAUUGCUGUUGGAAAAAUUAUCCAUGAUUGUUUAAGUGAAUACUGUGAUUAAGUGUUGUAAUUUUGAUUUUGUGGAGCCAUGUGAUAAUGUGCAAAUAUCUAGAGAGUGAAAUACGAAGAAGGAGAAUGUCUCGAAAAGUUCAAUGGAGCUUCAUGCUCUCUGCACUGAUGGUACUCACUGUUGUUGCUGCAGAUGAUGAGACAAAUACAACAGGUAUAUCCAUAAGUUGCGAGAACGCAAGGGUGAAAUGUGCAUUUAGGUCAGGAUGUGGUACUGCACUUCAACAAUACAUCGGGAGUUGUGCAAGUGACCUUCGUGGUGGUGUUACAAGUUGUCCAGAGACUUGUCUUCUUACGCUUAUUGCACUAUCGAGCACUGAUGAAGGAAAACAACUUAUGACAUGUACAUGCAGUGAAAGUGACAGCAUGUGCAUUAGAUCCAAACAGAGAGUGGAAGUUUGCAGAGCAUCAGUAUUAAAUACACUGAAUAAAACUAGAGUAUCCUGCAAGAUAGCAACGACUAUUUGUAAUGCUGACACGAUUUGUUCAACAGCUCUUUCUUAUUACCAUCUUCAUUGCAGAAGUAUGAUUCAUGGGAAAAAAUGUACUCACAGAUGCAAAAAUUCGAUUGACAUUCUGUCACGUCAAGAGAAAGCAGCAAAACUUAACACAUGUCUAUGCGAUGGUGCUGAGGACCAUGAGUGCCGAGAAAUUCAUCGAAACAUGAAUAAUUUGUGCUUCGGAAGGAAUCAUCAUGACUACACGGAUCAUGAGGACACGGAUCACGACACCAUACCCGCUGGUGGGUUGAGUACAAUUGCUGAAGCCCACCUAAUUCUUGGUCUCGUUCUACUUGUAUACAUCUCACAAGACUGAUGAGGAAGCCGUAGCCUAGCAGAAUUCAAAAACAGUAUUCCGCAUGUCAACGACCAAAGACCCUAAAUGCUUACCAUUUGGUGCAAAAUGAACGAAUGCAAUUGUUCAAUAUAUUUCUUUUUUCUUCAUUUUUUUUGUUUACUUUUCUGGUUCCGCAUAAAAUUUAAACGUUUAUGUGUUCUUCGCCGAAUAACAAAGACAGUAGUUGCAACGAUCAAAUCAUAAAAAGAUUUACGUCUGUCAGAAAAUGAACGGAAAAUGGAAAAAACGUUAAUCGCUACACUCAAUUUUUUUAUAACUAUCUUCAUUUAUCUUGGAAACAGGCUACGUUAAGCAAAAAGAUGACGAUAUUUUUCAUAGGUAACAAAAUUUUUCAUGAAUGAGAUGUUUCCACUAUUUCAUUACUCCGAGGAUGAGGGUUUACCUAAACUUCUUCACAAUAAUAUUUUUUCAAACUUUCCCUCAAUUUCAAUCAUAAGACUGAUAAUUUCAUAGAUAACAAAAAUAUUCUUCCUUGUCGAUUAAUAAUGUAAUUGUCUCAUGAGAACAUAAAAAAAAGUCACAAGACCUCUUCAA